Drosophila takahashii is the source of this 465-nucleotide messenger RNA. RefSeq lists its product as uncharacterized. Lineage: Eukaryota; Metazoa; Arthropoda; Insecta; Diptera; Drosophilidae. The record is from RefSeq and is a predicted model, not a curated record.
AUGGAAUUUACAAAUGUAAAAUGUACUCCCGUGGAUAAGGAUUUUAGCGAUUUCGAAUAUUGCUAUCUGAAAGCUGCAAACCGCACAUAUAAAUACUUGUCACUCAAGGUUCGGCUGUACAAGACACCAGUUCAUCAAUUUUCGGUGAAUGUUGCGUUCAAUAAGCGGUCGAAUGGUCUGUUGCCGAUUAACUAUAAUGUAACUUUUAAUGGCUGCAAAAUGGUAGCCGAUAUCGGGAACCCCUGGAUGACAUUUUUGUUCGGCGUGAUUAAAGAGUACUCAAACAUUAACCAUUCAUGUCCCUAUGAUCAUGAUCUAAUUGUGGAUAAGCUGCCCGCUCAAUUCUUUCAGCAACGAUUCAAAGCAUUAUUACCAUUUCCUGAAGGCGAUUAUGUUUUUAAUAGCAAUUGGAUAGCAUACGGUAUAAAUAGGGCCAAUGUGAGGGUCCACUUUUCGUAUUCGUAA